This is a messenger RNA of Prorocentrum cordatum, 267 nucleotides long. NCBI's taxonomy places the organism in Eukaryota, Dinophyceae, Prorocentrales, Prorocentraceae. The record is from the annotation of a GenBank genome assembly.
GCGGAGAGGGAGGCGUCGUCGGGUGACGCCGUGCCGCCAGCGGAGACCGUCAAGAGCGCCGCCCUCCAGUGGCUCGACAAGGCCGUGGACCAGAUGGACACCGAGGCCUUGCGUGGCUCAGGAACCGCUGGGGAGCCGCAAACUGAUGCGACGGCGAGCACUCGAGGCUCCGAGGCGUGCUGCGAGUCCAACUCGGAGUCUCCGGGCCCCGAGGACACCGCGCCGGGCACGGGCGACGCCAAGGAGCCGUCACCGGCAGAGGCAGAG